AUGGAAGAUUCCUCCCUAGGAGGCAGCUGCCUGUCAGCAUGGGCUCAAGAAUUUGUGAACAGCAAAAUCCAACCUGGAAACGUGGUUGUGUUCAUUAAGCCCACCUGCUCCUACCGCAGAAGGAUCCAAGAGCUCCUCAGUCAAUUGUCUUCACAGAAGGGUUUUUGGAAUUUGUUGAUAAUCACAGCCACUAGUUACACAAUCAAGAAUCAAAAUUAUUUGAAACAGCUCACAAGAGCCAGAAAGGUACCUUGGGUCUUUAUUGGUAAAGAUUGUAUAAGUGGAUGCACUUAUCUGACAGAAAUGCAUCACAGUGGGGAACUGCUGAAGCAGCUAAAGCAAAUUAGAGGUCUACAAUAA
Messenger RNA from Herpailurus yagouaroundi (jaguarundi), 360 nucleotides. Its product is annotated as glutaredoxin-1-like. Bases 1 to 360 code for a protein of 119 amino acids. Gene Ontology annotation, cellular component: mitochondrion. NCBI's taxonomy places the organism in Eukaryota, Metazoa, Chordata, Mammalia, Carnivora, Felidae. The transcript has a single exon. The record is from RefSeq and is a predicted model, not a curated record. Gene Ontology annotation, molecular function: glutathione disulfide oxidoreductase activity.